This is a messenger RNA of Phymastichus coffea, 874 nucleotides long. RefSeq names its product DNA replication complex GINS protein PSF1-like. Bases 104 to 691 code for a protein of 195 amino acids. Gene Ontology annotation, cellular component: GINS complex. The transcript has 4 exons. The record is from RefSeq and is a predicted model, not a curated record. Lineage: Eukaryota; Metazoa; Arthropoda; Insecta; Hymenoptera; Eulophidae. Gene Ontology annotation, biological process: DNA replication; DNA strand elongation involved in mitotic DNA replication.
UUCGAGGUGAUCUGAUCUCGAGUACAAACCGUUUUCUUCAAUACAAGCGCAACUAUAACAAUUUGUCUUUGCUUAUAGAAGAUUAUUCAAAAAAUAUAUAAAGAUGACAACAAUGUUCGCAAAGGAAGCUGUCAAAUUGAUACAUGAAUUAGAUCAAUCGGAUGAGAUCAAACCGUUCAAUGAAGCAAUAUUUCGCACAGCAUUGGAAGAGAUUCAUACAUUGUAUAAUGAAAAUCAGAAAGACGCAAAUGAAUUGAUAGAAAAUAGAGAUAUAAAAAACACAUUGGUGGUAAGACAUCAUGCAAUGAUGAGGAAUAAACGUUGUUUAUUGGCAUAUCUUUAUCAUAGAAUUAGGAGAUUAAGGAAUAUUAGGUGGGAAUUAGGUAGUAUAAUACCAGAAGAAAUAACUAAGAAUUUAUUACCAGCUGAAACUGCAUGGUUUCAAACAUACAACAAAUCUCUAGCUAUGUAUAUGAAGUCUAUUGGAAAGGAUGGUCUUAAUAUUAUGAAUGAUUUCAAACCCCCAAAAUCAUUAUUUGUUGAGGUGCGAUGUGUCAAAGACUAUGGUAAAUUCGAACUUGAUGAUGGGCAAACUGUAAAUUUAAAAGAAAACACAUAUCAUUUAUUACCAAGAUCAGAAUGUGAAAUACUAAUCAGACAAGGAAUACUUGAGCAUGUUAUUCCUUCUUGAAUAACAGUAAUUUUGGUACAAUAAAAGUUAUUGAAAUUUUGUAUUCAUAUGGAGGCAUUAGUUCCAAAAAUUUAUUUUUGUAUAAUUCAAAAGUUGUGAUAAAUAAAAAAUUCAAAAUAAAACUUUCCUUUGAAAUGAUUAAUUUCUUGAGCAUUCAGAGUUUGGAUACUUAGCUACUUUUAA